AUGAGGUCGGCACGAGCAUGGACUAAGAUGCUUGUCGGAGGCUCUAUACUGGUUUUCGGAGGCCCAGCACUGGUGGAAUACCUGCGUCCUACUGAUGAGGAAUUGUUCAAGCGAUACAACCCCGAGAUACAGAAGCGCAAUUUAGAGAACCGAGAACGCCGACAGCAGGAGUUUGAUCAUUUCGUGACGCAGCUUAAGGAACAUGCGAAGUCGAAUAAGAACAUGUGGGAAGCUAUCAAGACAGCGGAAGCGGACCAGAAGAAGCAGCGAAAGACGGAAAUAGUACAGCCGAAGCAGGAUUCAGAAUGA
Nannizzia gypsea CBS 118893 is the source of this 309-nucleotide messenger RNA. RefSeq lists its product as hypothetical. Bases 1 to 309 code for a protein of 102 amino acids. Gene Ontology annotation, biological process: mitochondrial respiratory chain complex III assembly. The transcript has 4 exons. NCBI's taxonomy places the organism in Eukaryota, Fungi, Ascomycota, Eurotiomycetes, Onygenales, Arthrodermataceae. Gene Ontology annotation, cellular component: mitochondrial membrane. The record is from RefSeq and is a predicted model, not a curated record.